Molecule: messenger RNA, 3597 nt
Organism: Pyrus x bretschneideri (Chinese white pear)
Lineage: Eukaryota; Viridiplantae; Streptophyta; Magnoliopsida; Rosales; Rosaceae
Exons: 2
Coding region: 480-3581 (1033 amino acids)
Biological process (GO): transcription by RNA polymerase I
Cellular component (GO): fibrillar center
Molecular function (GO): RNA polymerase I core promoter sequence-specific DNA binding
Source: RefSeq, a predicted model, not a curated record
UUCUUUUCUGUCUCCUGUGGCAAUGGGAGGCAUCUCACGUAUUUGAAAUUUGUUUGGCCAUACAUCACAGUCACAGCCAGUCAGCCUUAUCUUGAAAGAAUUAUAUAGAGAUAAUAAUAAUAAAAGCAAAUCUAAAAAUGUGGAGACGGCGUUGGUGUGCCGGAGUUAAUUAAUUGAUUAAUAAUCUUUCCUUUAUUUGAAUUUCAAUAUAGAAAGUUAAAUUUUAGUCCAAGAUGUCAAGUUUUAGUCCAAUAGCCUAAAAGCCCAAAACUAUUUUAGAAUUCCUGAAAAUUUGGUUUGGAAUUGGUCUUGAAAUUAGGAUUCCCAAAAACUUCGGUUUGAGAAUCGGGACAAGGAUUUCGGUUCGGUAUCUCAUACCGAACCAGCCCUUUCACCUAGUGUUCCGGAGCCGAAAACACUGAAAAAUCACUUGACCUUAUAAGUUUGGAAGAAAAAUCGACAAAUAGGUGUUUACAAAUAUGUAUAGGGUGCUAGUCCCCCUCUUCACUAUUGCUGAUUUGCUAGAGAGAAAAAAAAGUAGAGUAUGCACAAACUUGCGGCUUCAUUGCUCAGCACCUUUUGCUUCUUCCGUCUUGCUCCAGUUUGAAUCGACACACACCUCUUCCUUCACCACCAUAUUCUUCCACAUCGUUCUAAACCCAAAACCCAGACCGCUGUCUGCUCAUCCAAAAUCCAAACAGCCGCCGCCACAACUUCAUCCACCACCACGUUUUACAAGUUCCUCCUCACCGAAGAAGCGUUUGGAGGGACUUUUGAAACUGAUUGAUCGGUCCAUCAAUCAAUCAACGGUGGACAUGAACAUAAUCCCAGAGGAAUGGAAAUCUCUGUUCCCAAUCUCAUCAGUCUUCAAGCCUCCUCUCCUCCUCUCAAACCCUUCACUUAAACCCAUCCUGGGUCCCCUCAUCUUCAACCCUAAACCGAACUCCGCCGCCGUCCUUUUCUCUUCCUCCUGCCUCCUCCCCCAUCUCCCUCCUCUACCCCACCUCUCUCUCCCCCGUUUCCUGCUCACCUCCUCCUCAGACUCCGCCCCUCUUCCCUCCACCUCCCAUUCCAUCGCCUCUCUAUUGGGCCCCCACAACCACAAACACGACGUCGUCUCUUCCCUCCUCCUCAACCGCCUUGAGCUCCUCCAGUGCCCGCAGAUUAACUCCAUUGUUGUGUUCUUCCCCACUGGCCAGAACUCUGACCAAGUUGGGUUCUUGCAGUUGGUGCUAAAAGAUUCGACCUUUGGUGUCAAAGCUGAUGAAAGCGGCAAGGUUUUGGGUUUGAGGGGUCCGUCCAAUUACCGGAUUUCGAGGAUUUCAGUGAACCCGGUUCCUGGGUUUUCAAGUUCAAGAGGUAAUGGUUCUUCUGUUACAAUUGGGUAUUUGUUGGCUUCUACUAUGCACUCUGUCCAGUGGUUUACUGUAAAGGUUGGAGAUACAAGUUCGAAUUUGGGUAAUAAAGUUAGUUUAAAUUACUUGGGCAGUAAGGUUUUCAAGACUUGCUGUGUUGUACAUGCCUCUUGGAGUCCACAUUUACAGGAAGAGAGUGUGGUUUUGUUAGAAAAUGGUGCUUUGUUUUUGUUUGAUUUGGAGUCUCGUCCGAAAACCCAUAAUUUUAAGUUUAAAGGGACCAGAUUGAAAGUAGUAUGGGAUAAUGGCGAUGUUUCGAGUACUUCAAGAAAUUAUAGGUGGUUGAGUUGUGAAUUCAGUUGGCAUCCUAGAGUUUUGAUUGUUGCGCGUUCGGAUGCAGUUUUCUUAGUUGAUUUGAGGUCCCAUGAAUGUAGCGUGACUUGUCUGAUGAAGAUUGAGAUGUUGCAUAUGUAUGUCCCGGUUGAAAAGGAGCAAUUCCUUGUGCUUUCAAGAACUGCUUCUGAUGAUUUUCACUUUGUUUUAGCUUCUGACAUGUUAUUACUUCUUUGUGACGUGCGCAAACCAUUGAUGCCGGUGUUGCAAUGGGCUCAUGGCCUUGAUAAACCAAGCUAUCUUGAUGUGUUUAGACUGUCAGAAUUGAGGUCACACUCGAGGGAGGACAUGUAUAAGUGGGCUUCUGACUCAGGUUUUUGCAUUGUGAUGGGGUCAUUUUGGAAUUGUCAGUUUAAUACCUUUUGCUAUGGCCCUUCCCUCCCAACUCCAGUAGGAUCAGUUGCUUCCAAAGUAGCAGAACUUCGGAAGUCAUUUUAUGCAUGGGAGCUACCUUCAGAUGUUUUACUGCCGGGCCACGAGUGUCAUUGUGGAAACUGUAUAUUAAGAGAAGAGUUUGUAAAAGACGCUCUUCCUGAAUGGGUUAAUUUGCAACAGAAGAAAGAAAUAGUUUUGGGUUUUGGCAUUGUAAACAAAGAAUUGUCUUCUCUGCUUUCUGAGCCAGAUGAAUUCGGUGGUUUUACAUUGAUCAGGCUUAUGUCCUCAGGGAAGCUAGAAUUACAGAGAUACUGUGCAUCGUGGGAUCCUGUAAAAAAGGUAGAAGAAUCGCAUAGGGAAUCACUGCAUUUUAAGGAUUAUUUUCUGGAUUCCCUAGCUGAUGAGGAAUACAAAUUCCCUAGGAGAUUUAAGUACCUUAAACUGGACUACCUCUGUGCUUAUCUAAAUGAUAAGCUUGAUGAAGUCUUAGAUACAAAAAUGAAAGUUCCCUCUAAGAUUGUUCAAGGGACAGAACUUUUUAGCCCAGAAUACCAUGAGCUUUUAUGUAAAAAGUUACGGGCUUGUGGUUUUGGUCAGUUUAGAUCAUCUCCUGCAGUCACAAGUGUUUUAAAUGACAUCAGCUUGCCAGCAAGCAUACAUGAAGUUGUUUUGAAGAGAUUGUGGUCAGAAUUACCAAUGGAACUUCUGCAACUGGCCUUUUCUAACUACCCUGAAAUCCUUGAAGUGCUUGUGGACGAAAAGAGGUCGGCUUUGGAAUUCUCUGCCGUACCGGACCAAUCCCAGUUGCCUCCUUUUAUUUUAAGGAAGCCUUCAUGCCGCAGCAGUAAGUGGUCACAGAAAGUGAAACCCAGUGAUGCCCUUGUCGGUCCAGUUCUUCCUCUUCCUAUAUUGCUUACACUUCAUGAACUUCGCAAUGGGUGUCUGAAUUCGCAAGAUGAACAGUCAGGUAAAUUUUCAGUAGAGGUAGAAAUUAGUCGCAGCUGUAAUGAGAUCAUGCAGGUCGCCAGUGAAAUGACUGUUUCUAAACUGGACCCUGAGAUUGUUGAUGAACAAGCGGCAUCCCUAGCUAAUGAUGGAGAGAGACAUGGAGAUGCACUCAACAACCGAAACCUUUCUUUUCAUACCAGCCAGUUGCAGGUACAGGAUCUCCAAUGGACCAUAUACGGGGACAAAUCUGUCUUUAAGGAUGACAGAUUUGACACCGUAAUUUCUAAAGUGUCUGAGAAGAAUCCUGCUCCCAACGGUAGUGAGGAUAACGUCGGACUGGAACUGUUUGAUGAUCUUUGUCCAGUAGAGUUGAAGUUUGAUGCAUCUGACAUGAAGUUUAAGCAGAAGGAAUUGAGUGCAUAUAAUGUAUUGAAGAAACAAUUUGUAGAAUGGCAAAACAGUUUUGACUUGUACAAAGAAUUCCGCUCCCAUAUUGAAUCAAAUAGCUAAUACAUUACUCUCUGAA